This is a messenger RNA of Radiomyces spectabilis, 912 nucleotides long. RefSeq lists its product as uncharacterized. The coding region runs from base 11 to 634 and encodes 207 amino acids. The record is from RefSeq and is a predicted model, not a curated record. NCBI's taxonomy places the organism in Eukaryota, Fungi, Mucoromycota, Mucoromycetes, Mucorales, Radiomycetaceae. The transcript has 2 exons.
AACACAUUAUAUGGAUAAGUCAGAGUCUCAUGCUGAUGGUGAACCACGCGGGGAACUGUCGAAAAAAGAAGGCCACUUUUCUUUAUCUCUCAUUGUGCCCUUUCAAAAGCGGAAACCGCCUUCUGUAAUGUCACAUUCAACGGCGUCAUCCACUGCCGAGCCCGUGCCUCGCUCACCUUCCGGCCGAUCGACCAUGUCAUUCGAGCAAAUAUCCGACUAUGCGCGUCAUGCAUCGUCUUCCAGUCUUCAUCUACUUAAUGCUGGAGCCGCCAUGUUCAACCCAGUCUCCAUUGCAAACAGUAUCCAUUCUCUCGAUGAAGAGGAACGAUCCUCUCGAUUGCAGGAACGAGUGAGACGAGUCAGCACAGGCAUGGUGCGAACGCUCAAGUUAUCACUCAAUGACAGUUCAGUGGGUCUGCAUCGGGUCAUGGAGCAUAUCCAUCGUAAAGUGCCUCAAAUGAUGGACAACCGUGCACAGCUGCGUCAACUCGGCCAAACUGUCCAAACCUCCAAUGCCGACAUUGAAGACGCUCGCAAAAUUGUCAAUGAAUUAGACCAAAUGCAAGCCUUUGUUGAAAUGGCCAACAUGAUACACAAAUCGCUCGACAUUGUCAAGAAUACCAAAAAAUCGUGAUCUCCUUUCGUGUAGGCACAUAAUCCGUCCUUGCUCAUCGAACCAGACGAGUUUCAGCUUCCAUACAACCUUGUUCACCUUUCUACAAAUACCCGCGAAGACGAAGCUAAAUUUCAAAAGUGCUUCCACGACUUGUAUACUAUAUAAACCUAGAAAUCAUGCCUUCCCGAACCGCAGCAUCCGCUAUAUUCAAGAUUCAGGAUAUUGGAUAGUAUAGUAAUAAAGAUGUAAGUUUAUGAUUAGAAUACAGGAAAAAAAGAAUAUAUUCGGUCCAUCAU